AUAGUUGGCGUCGUGUGAACGAUUUUAAUGGUGACAAUGAUUUGUUUUGUAUAAAUUUCUGAAUCGAUUCAUGAAUACCUUGCUUUUUCUAUCCUUACUAUGUUUUUGUUUCGGUGCCAAGUUGUCAAUUGUUAGUGCACUAACAUAUUACAUUAAUAUGUUCAGAAUGUUGCAGCAUCUAAACGUUUUCGUUGACAGUUACAACUUGUUAAUUUAAUUUGAAAUGGAAUGUACAUUUUUAGUUUGAUUAAAAGUUACUUUGGGUAAUCAACAUAACAUUAAAACGAAGUUGAAAAUGGAUCCAAAAAGGAAUGUGAUGCAUGCCCAAAAUAGGCGAUUCCAGGAAGCCUGUGAGAUAAUGAAGAAAAAUGCUGCUAAAUUUCUAGAAAAUGAACUGUCCUCUGAAUCAUCAUCUGAAGAUGAAAUUGAUGAUUUACAAAUAUUGAAAAAAACAUUCUCAAAUUAUACUGAGGAUGAAAAUUCAAAUUUGAGAAAAAUUACUGAAUAUCUCCAAGACGUUUUAACUUCUGGGGCUGUUGUAUGCUUGAUAUGCAUUGAAUCAGUAAAAAGAAAUGACAAGAUUUGGUCUUGCGAAUUCUGUUAUUGUGUUCUUCAUCUUACUUGCAUUCAGAAAUGGGCCAAGGAUAGUAUGUAUCAUUUGUCUGCUAACUUGAAUGAAGAUAAAAAAGAUUCUCUUAAGUGGUGUUGUCCCAAGUGUCGAUUUGAUUAUGAACCUUCAAAACAACCAUCUAAAUAUUUCUGCUUUUGUGGAAAAGUAGAAAAUCCUGUAUACGAUUCUUGGAAUGUGCCUCAUUCAUGUGGGAAAACUUGUGAUAAAAAACUGAAACCAGAAUGUGGGCAUACUUGCUGCCUGUUGUGUCAUCCAGGUCCCUGUCCUCCAUGUCCUAAAACAGUACUUGUGUCUUGCUGCUGUUCCAAAAGUGCAAAGGUAUCACGAAGAUGUAGUGCCAAAGAAUGGCUUUGUGGAAAGAAAUGUGAAAAGUUGUUAUGUUGUAAAAUACAUCGUUGUGAGGUGCCUUGCCAUAAAGGUCCAUGCCCACCAUGCAACCGACAGAGUAAGCAAAAAUGUCAGUGCGGCAUUAAUACCUCAUUGAGACCUUGUUACAGUCCUAAGUGGCAAUGUAAUAAAGUAUGUUCGAAACCCCUUGAUUGUGGAAAACAUAAUUGCGAAAAUAUUUGUCACGAAGGUGCUUGCCCUGGCUGUCCUAAUUCUGGACCAAGAUCAUGUCCAUGUGGAAAGAAGGUGGUUGUGCUUCCUUGCACUGAGGAUGUUCCAACAUGUGGAGAUACUUGCAAUAAGUUACUUGAAUGUGAAUUGCAUAGAUGUUGUGAACGAUGCCACCAUGGAUCAUGUGGGAAAUGCCUUCAAUUGCGAAUAAUGAAAUGUAGAUGUGGCCAACGUGAAAAAUCUAUGCCUUGCUGCAAAGAGUUUUUGUGUGACAUCAAAUGUAAAAGACGGCGUGAUUGUGGUAGACACAAUUGCAAUAGAAAGUGUUGUUUGGGUAAUUGUCCUCCUUGUGAAGUACCGUGUGGUAGAACACUCAAUUGUGGACAUCACAAAUGUCCAAGUUUGUGUCAUCCAGGUCCUUGUUACCCAUGUCGAGAAGUGGUAAAUAUUACCUGCAACUGUGGAUCUACUAAGAUAUCUGUCCCAUGUGGUAGGAAAAAAUCAGCUGUUCCACCGCGGUGUUCUUCAGAUUGCAAACUGCCUUCUGAUUGUCAUCAUCCAGAAAGGCAAAAGCAUAAAUGUCAUUUUGGAUCAUGUCCACCGUGCCGGCUAACUUGUGGUAAAACUUUAAAUUGUGGCCAUACGUGUUCCUUUAAGUGUCACUCUGCUGUACUUACUAGAAUUGAAACCAAACAGAAAAAAGAAGGACCCUGGGAUUUAAGAAAUUCAUAUCGAAUGGAAUUAGUUUCCAAGCCUUGCCCUCCUUGCCCAGUUCCUGUUCCAGUUACAUGUUUGGGAGGGCAUGAGAUUCAAAAUCUUCCUUGUAGCGGUGCUCAGACAACUUCAUGUGGCAGAAUGUGCGGACGGCCUUUGUCUUGUGGGAAUCAUACAUGUUCUUUAGAGUGUCAUAGUGUCGAUAAUAUUAAUGAUUUGACUAAGCCAAGUGAUAAAUGUGAAACCUGUGAAGAAUCUUGCCAAAGCCCUCCGAAACCAGGAUGUACUCAUCCAUGUCCUCUACCCUGUCAUCCUGGAAAGUGUAAACCUUGUAAGCAGCAUAUUAAGUUGAAAUGCCAUUGCCAGAUUAACACAAUGUAUAUACUUUGUGAGGAAUGGACGUCUGCCGAUGAAAAUAAAAAGGCUGAAUUAAUGUGCUGUUCUAAUAGGUGUCCAAAGGAGAUGGCAUGUGGUCAUCGUUGCAUUUUAUUAUGUCACUCAGGGUCAUGUUCGGAUCAAAAGUUAUGCAAAAAGAAAGUAGUACUUAGAUGUCCCUGUAAAAGGAAAAAGAAGGACAUGCAGUGUGCUACCUUAUUACAAAAUAAUAUUAGUCUCCCAUGUGAUGCAGAAUGUAUAAAAUAUCAGGAAUCCUUGAAAGCUUUAGAAAAUGAAAAGAUUUCUAAAAAGGAAGCUGAAAAUAAGAAAAUUCAAGAAAAAGAAUUAGAAGAAUUUUUGAAGAAAACAGAAGGAAAAAAGAAGAAAAGAAAGAAAAAUAUAGAAGAUGACCAGAAUUACCAUCAAAGCAAGAUUGUUGUACUAGGAUCUUCAGUUGCCAUUUUGUGUGUAAUUUUAUCUCUAAUAUAUUAUUUCAUAAGUUUAAAAUAAAUUAUAAAUAAAGUUUAUUUACUUGAUGAA
Molecule: messenger RNA, 2818 nt
Organism: Argiope bruennichi
Lineage: Eukaryota; Metazoa; Arthropoda; Arachnida; Araneae; Araneidae
Product: NF-X1-type zinc finger protein NFXL1-like
Exons: 16
Coding region: 296-2788 (830 amino acids)
Biological process (GO): regulation of DNA-templated transcription
Cellular component (GO): nucleus
Molecular function (GO): RNA polymerase II transcription regulatory region sequence-specific DNA binding; zinc ion binding; DNA-binding transcription factor activity, RNA polymerase II-specific
Source: RefSeq, a predicted model, not a curated record